UUAUGUGGAGCCGUUGCCAAUGUCAAGGAAUGCAAGCUGGUCAAGGGUUCAAAUGGAGCGCCAAAAACUAUACGCGCAAUUACUUUGACUAACCAAGAAUGUCAUCCUUUAGUUAUUUCUCUGUGGGAAGAUUUAGCUAAAAAGGAAGGAUCAAUUUUACAAAAUAUGAUCAAGGAUAAGCCCAUCGUAGCAAUCACAAAGAUCACUGCAAGAAAGUACAAUGAAGAAUGGCAGUGGCAAUCCUCUUCAGCAUCAAUCUUGAUCAUCCAACCAACUUUUAAAGAAGCUAAACUCUUGAAAAAAAUGGUCUUCCAAGAUGCC
Striga asiatica is the source of this 321-nucleotide messenger RNA. Lineage: Eukaryota; Viridiplantae; Streptophyta; Magnoliopsida; Lamiales; Orobanchaceae. The record is from the annotation of a GenBank genome assembly.